Erinaceus europaeus (western European hedgehog) is the source of this 2553-nucleotide messenger RNA. Its product is annotated as calcium-activated chloride channel regulator 1-like. Lineage: Eukaryota; Metazoa; Chordata; Mammalia; Eulipotyphla; Erinaceidae. The coding region runs from base 1 to 2553 and encodes 850 amino acids. Gene Ontology annotation, biological process: chloride transport. The transcript has 15 exons. Gene Ontology annotation, molecular function: intracellularly calcium-gated chloride channel activity. The record is from RefSeq and is a predicted model, not a curated record.
AUGACAAUAAAGGUGUUGGCUGAUAAUUUAUCAAGAAGUUUGGGGUUAAAAAAACUCAAUAUUCCACAAGGAAAUUCAGAGAAAACACUCAAUGCUUACUCCAAGUCUCAAGAUGAGAAUGUUUUACAGGUAUUUGUCACAGCUGUAUGGGCAAAUGUCAUAGUUGCUAAUCCUUAUGCAAAAUAUGGAGAUGACCCCUAUACUCUUCAAUAUGGACAAUGUGGAGAGAAAGGACAAUACAUACAUUUUAAUCCAAAUUUCUUAUUGGAUAAUAAUAUACAUGUCUACGGGCCUCGAGGAAGAGUGCUUGUCCAUGAGUGGGCCCAUCUUCGAUGGGGCGUGUUUGAUGAAUACAACGAGGACCGACCAUUCUAUUUCUCCAGAAAGGAAACCAUUGAAGCAACGAGGUGUUCAAGUAAUAUUACUGGUACAGUAAUUGUCAGCAAAUGCCAGGAAGGCAUCUGUACACAAAGGCCAUGCAAACAUGAUUCACAGACAGGGCUGUAUGAAGCAGACUGUACCUUCAUCCCAAAGAAGUUCAACACUGCAAGGGAAUCCAUCAUGUUUCUACAAAGUCUCAAUUCUGUGACUAAAUUAUGUACAAAAGAAACACACAAUCCAGAUGCUCCAAACCUGCAAAACAAAAUGUGCAGUAAAAGAAGCACAUGGGAAGCAAUCACGAAGUCUGAGGACUUUCAGAAAGCUUCUCCCAUGCCAGGAACAAAUCCACCACCUCCUCCUACCUUUUCAUUGCUCAGGACCAGACAGCAUGUAGUCUGCCUGGUACUUGAUAAAUCUGGAAGCAUGGACUCAGAAGAGCGGCUCUUACAAAUGAAUCAAGCAGCAGAACUAUUCUUAAAUCAAAUUAUUGAAAAGGAAUCCUUGGUUGGGAUGGUCACAUUUAAAAGUUAUGCUACAAUCCAAAAUGAUCUAACAGAAGUAACUGAUGAUGAUGAUUACCAAAAGAUCACAGCAAACCUUCCUCAAGUAGCUGAUGGCGGAACUUCAAUUUGCAGUGGACUCACUACAGGAUUUCAGGUCAUUACCCGCAAUAGUCAGAGUACCUCUGGAUCUGAGAUCAUAUUACUGACAGAUGGGGAAGACAGUCAAAUCAGCUCAUGCUUUGAGGAGGUAAAACAGAGUGGUGCUAUCAUCCACACCAUUGCUCUGGGACCUUCUGCUGCCAAAGAACUGGAGACACUAGCAACCAUGACAGGUGGACAUCGUUUUUACGCCCACAGAGACAUAAAUGGUCUUAUCGAUGCUUUCAGUAGGAUUUCAUCGAGAAGUGGAAGCAUCAGUCAGCAAGCUAUUCAGUUGGAAAGCAAAACCGUCAAUGCUGCAGGAGGGAAAUGGACAAACGGCACAGUGCCUGUGGAUAAGACAGUUGGAAAUGACACUUUCUUUGUUGUCACAUGGACGACACAAAGGUCAGAAAUUUUUCUUCAAGAUCCAAAAGGAAAAAUAUAUGAAACUUCACAUUUUCAAGAAGAUAAACUGAAUAUUCGCUCUGUCCGCCUUCGAAUACCAGGUACUGCAGAGACAGGUACUUGGACUUACAGCCUUCUAAAUAAACAUGCUGACUCGCAGUUGCUAACAGUGACAGUGACCACACGAGCAAGAGAUUCAACCACUUUCCCAGUAACUGCAACCGUUCACAUGAGUCGAAAUACAGCACACUACCCUAGCCCAAUGAUUGUUUAUGCCCGAGUCAGUCAAGGGUUUCUGCCUGUCUUAGGAGUCAAUGUAACAGCCAUUAUAGAAAAAAGUGAAGACGGAUAUCAAGUAACACUGGAGCUCUGGGACAAUGGUGCAGGUGCUGACAAUGUCAAGAAUGAUGGCAUCUACUCAAGAUAUUUUACAGAUUACCAUGGUAAUGGUAGAUACAGUUUGAAAGUCAUUGCCCAGGCAAGAAAAAACACAGCUAAGAUAAGUUUAAAACAACAGAACAAAGCCCUGUACAUUCCUGGCUACACUGAAAAUGGAAAAAUUAAAAUGAACCCACCCAGCCCUGAAGUCGAAGAUGGCAUGAAAGUGCAAGACUUCAACAGACUGACCUCAGGAGGGUCCUUUACUCUGUCAGGAGCGCCCUCUGCUGGUACUCCUACUCAUGUGUUCCCACAGGGUCGGAUCACAGAUGUGGAAACUAAAUUUAAAGAGGACUCCGUUCAGCUGUCAUGGACAGUGCCUGGGAAUGUGCUUGAUAAAGGAAAAGCCAACAGCUACAUUAUAAGAAUAAGUAAGCAUUUCUUGGAUCUCCAAGAAGACUUUGACAAUGCUACCUUAGUGAAUACUUCUAGUCUGGUACCUAAGGAAGCUGGAUCAACAGAAAGUUUUGAAUUUAAACCAGAACCAUUUAGAAUAGAAAAUGGCACCAAAUUCUAUGCUGCAAUUCGAUCUGUCCAUGAAGGCAGUCGCAACUCAGAAAUUUCCAACAUUGCAGAAGCAAUCAAGUUUAUUCCUCCACAGGAAGGCAGUGGGUCUCCAGGCACCAAUAUUUCAGCGAUCAGUUUGACAAUUUGGGUAUUUGUUGUAGUUUUAUCCAUAUAUUAA